Molecule: messenger RNA, 5876 nt
Organism: Epinephelus lanceolatus (giant grouper)
Lineage: Eukaryota; Metazoa; Chordata; Actinopteri; Perciformes; Serranidae
Gene: nt5c2a
Product: 5'-nucleotidase, cytosolic IIa
Molecular function (GO): 5'-nucleotidase activity
Source: RefSeq, a predicted model, not a curated record
CGAGCUUCCCUCAGGCUGAACAUACUCAGAGUUGAUUGAACUGAUUCUGAUCAGCUGUUCUGGAACCGAAAACUCGGAGUUUCUCAGGUCAGGCUCAGUCAACUCAGAGAUCAGGAUUAGGCUCAGUUUGUUGAGUCUGCUUUCUGAAAUAGAGCCCCAGGUUGAGGAAGACAAAAUCCAGGGGGAGGCAGCAGAGUAACUUCAAACUUGCCAUCUGCCGUAAAACCCCAAAGAAGAAGAAGAAGAAGAAAAAGAAGAAGAAGAAGAAAGAAACGGAACGGUUUUUACAGUUGAAGAUGACGACUUCAUGGAGUGACCGUUUGCAGAACUAUGCCGACCUACCAGCCAACAUGGACGGUGUGGCCAUGAAAAAGUAUCGACGUGAAGCUAACCACAGCUUUCCAAGGGAUCUGGCUCAAAACCAUCCUGCUAUGAGAGUGUUUGUCAACCGAAGCUUGGCCAUGGAGAAGAUUAAGUGUUUUGGUUUUGAUAUGGAUUAUACUCUGGCAGUGUAUAAAUCUCCAGAGUAUGAGUCACUUGGCUUUGACUUGACGGUGGAGCGCCUGGUGUCCAUUGGAUAUCCACAAGAGCUGCUCAACUUUGUCUACGACCCCUCCUUCCCCACCAGAGGUCUGGUGUUUGACACGAUGUAUGGCAACCUGCUCAAAGUGGAUGCAUAUGGGAACAUCUUGGUGUGUGUGCACGGAUUCAAUUUCUUAAGGGGACCUGACAUCAGAGAGAUGUAUCCCAACAAAUUUAUUCAACGUGGUGACACAGAGCGCUUCUACAUCCUCAACACACUCUUCAACCUGCCUGAAACCUACCUCUUUGCUUGCCUGGUGGAUUUCUUUAGUAACUGCCCCAGAUACACAAGUUGUGAGGCUGGCUUCAAAGAUGGCGACCUUUUCAUGUCCUACAAGAGCAUGUUCCAGGAUGUCCGAGAUGGUGUGGACUGGGUUCAUUUCAAGGGCUCCUUAAAAGAGAAAACGGUUGAAAACCUGGAGAAGUAUGUGGUAAAGGAUCCGAAGCUUCCUCUCCUCCUCAGUCGUAUGAACGAAGUAGCCAAAGUAUUUCUGGCCACCAACAGCGAUUACAAAUACACAGAGAAAAUUAUGACCUACCUGUUUGACUUUCCUCAUGGCCCAAAGCCGGGUACACCCCACCGGCCUUGGAAGUCCUACUUUGACCUGAUCCUGGUGGAUGCCCGCAAGCCUGUGUUCUUUGGAGAAGGAACAGUGCUGCGGCAAGUCGACACUACUACAGGUCGGCUGAAGAUUGGCACAUACACGGGACCUCUUCAGCAUGGUAUUGUUUACUCUGGAGGUUCUUCAGACAUUGUGUGUGACUUAUUGGGCGCUAAAGGAAAGGACAUCAUCUACAUUGGAGACCACAUUUUUGGGGACAUCCUCAAAUCCAAGAAGCGCCAGGGCUGGAGGACUUUCCUGGUGAUACCUGAGCUGGCCCAGGAGCUGCAUGUUUGGACUGACAAGAGCUCCAUAUUUGAGGAACUUCAGUCUCUGGACUGCUUCCUCGCAGAGCUUUACAAGCAUCUGGACAGCAGCAGCAAUGAGAGGCCUGACAUCAGCUCACUGCAGAGACGCAUUAAGAAAGUGACCCAUGACAUGGACAUGUGCUAUGGCAUGAUGGGGAGUCUGUUUCGCAGCGGAUCCCGUCAGACGCUGUUUGCCUCUCAAGUGAUGCGCUACGCUGACCUGUAUGCAGCUUCCUUCAUCAACCUGCUUUACUACCCCUUCAGCUAUCUGUUCAGAGCUGCUCAUGUGCUGAUGCCUCAUGAGUCAACAGUGGAGCACACCCACGUUAAUAUCAUCGACACAGAGUCACCACUGGCCACACGAAACCGCCACGACGUUGAUCUCAAGGAGAUGGAGUGCAAACGACACCAGCUGACUCGAUCCAUCAGCGAGAUCCAGCCCCCCCACUUCUUCCCUCAGGCUCCACAGGAGAUCACCCACUGCCAUGACGAGGAUGAUGAUGAGGAGGAAGAGGAGUAGACAAAGGGAGAAGAGCAGAGGAGUCUGCAGAUGAAGCUCGCUGUCACAUCUAGUACAUCCUGUUUUCAUGUUUAAGUUGAUCUUUGAGCCUGGUUGGUGAAGAACAGGUACACUGAGUUGACGGUUUGUGAUAUGGACUACUGCAAGUUCCAGCAGGCUUGCUACUUCCCUGGUAGCUGUACCUGAAAGUUAGUUUAGAUUCAUGUAACUGUUAUUAUAAGAUUAAAGCAGUAGGGUGGUUAAGUUGAAGUGUGUUGUUAGAUCCUCGUGGCUCUGCCAGGUUUGUGUAAGGACGAAUUUUCUGCUUUUAUCCAGGUUAUUAGGAGUCCAGGAUGCAUCCAGCUCACUGCCAUGCUGCUUACUCCUGCAUCAUAGCUCUCGCUUUAAUACAUGCAAAACACUGAGGUUAAGAGGUUAACCUUAACCUGUCUUUAAGGAGCUAUCCACCAAUCCCUCUAGAAUGUUGCAAUCGCAACAAUUAACACAAAUUCAGCCAAUCCCCAGGAAUUCUGUGCGACCUUGCAAUUUUGUCCAGUCACAGUAACUUAACCGCAAAUUUGACUAUUUAAAACAGGAAACAUUUUAUUAUAUUAUAGAGCUGAGUGCAGCGUGUUGAUUUGCUCCGCAUUUAUGAUUAGACUACUGCUGCAGGACUGGAGCUCUGCGCCUGGAACGAAGUCACACACACAGUGACAGGGCUAAUGUUACCCAACAGUUAUUAACAGGUUUAACAACAGAGUCGAGCCAUUUCGUUGUUGAUGUGUGUUUAACAGCUCUGUGUCAGACAUUAACUGCUGCUGUGAGACUUUGGCCCAAGUGGCAAAGUAUGACAAGUAGAGAUUAGAUCACUUUGUGCUGUUCAAUGGCGAUCAGCUUUUGCUGUCAUCCCUUUGCCAUGAAUCCUGGCUAGACUUCUAUCCACCAUAAACCUCAGAACCACUGUUGUGACAGCCAUGUCAGUCACAGACUUUGCAUUUUUGGGACCAUAUUGUUUUUGAGGUGUAAUUUUUUUCCACUGCCAAAGAAUACUGGCCAAAUGUAGAGAUGUGAUGGUGAGGUAUUUGAGCGCAGCUAGAAGGAGAAAUAAAUAUUUUUAACAUCCACAAUAAAUACCAGCUGGUGUGAAAAACAUGUUUUUUCACCUGCAGUAGCCUCAACAGAUCCGCUGUUUGGAUCAUCCUGUGUUACUGACUUGCCUCUGUGUUGACAAGCAACAGCCUUUCAUCCCCUUGUUUUGUUUUUGAUUUGUUUAGGUUUUUAUUUUUUUAUUUUUUUUUAAUAAAUUAUAGGAAAUGAAGGGAUUAAAAGCACACCUGGGGGAGGAUUUUUACUUGAAGAAAAUUAAACUGUAGUUUGUGUUUUAAACACAGCUGCUAAAAGUAUCUAACUGUUCUACACCAUUAGAGUGUUUUCUGUCAAGCAGAGUUUGUAAUGCCUGCUAUGGUGAGGUGAAGUCAAAAAGAAAUUGUACGUCACAGCUAUUGACACUGGAUCAGAGAAACCUCACCUUCUUAUUUUCCCUGUUAUUCCCCUCACUGUGUUGUACGAUAGGAAUUCCACAGAAUGUAAAUGACCUCUCACUUUUAAAUCCUUACUGUUCUAUAGUCUGUGUUUAUUACGUGUAAUGUAGAUAAUACACUCUGCACCUACACAGUUACGGCCUUAUUCAUCCUGCAUUGAGUUGAUACAGUGAAUGUGAAUGAGAGAAUUGGUUAAAGUGUAUUUUGAAUGUGAAUGCUGGAUUGUUUUAAUCUGAACACAGGUAAAAGUUAUGACAGGUGAAAGCUAUGGAAGCCCAUUUCUUCCAGAUGACAUGAACAUAUUUAGGUUAAAAUAAAAACAAUUUCAAACUCAAAGUCAACAUUAUGAGACAAAGUAUACGAGAAGUCAAUAUUUUAACCCAAUCAGAUUGACUUGACAAAAUUUAGAAUUAUGUGAUAAUAAGCACGUCACAAUUUGGAGUCAUCAGGUUUUUGGCUAUAACUCAGUUCAUACACUAAUUAUAGCAGUAUUUCACACAAAUAUCUCAGAGGAUAAAAUGAAGUGUUGACAUUUUAUAUCAAAAGUUCAAAUGUCAGCUUCACUGUGUCAUCAUAAUGCAAUAACACUUUUCUGGGCAUUACUAAACACCAUAAUGAAACUGUGCUGAUUGUAUAGAUCUUCUGUGCUGUUGGGGGGGGGAGAUGUGUGUGAAGCAUCAAUGUUUUAACAGACGUGGAUGUUAACUUUGAGUGCAACUGGACUGGUUUGCGAAGGCAUACAAGCGAAGCGGUAAUUUGAAUUUUUAAUGAACGGUUACAUUUUUAAGUCCAAACUUAUGAGAUAGUCAAUUAGCCUGGAAAUCCAGACUCCAAUCUAGAAAGAUUUUGAGUCUGGCCCUCACAGAUAGACCCUUCCUACCCGAGGGGCGGCACUAACUGAGGCAAUACAAAUGCCGCCACAUGCAAUUGGAUAGCAUGAUGGCCAAUCAGAGCAAAAUACAAGGUGACAUAUUCAUUGCACUAAGCCCUAUUUGUUUGCCCAACAGUGGGGCUAACUGAUUUAUUAUGCUUUUGCCGUAUCCUGUCGGCAAAACAGCAAAAAUGUCCCUCCUGGAAACGAAGGCCUCUAGGGCAGUGUUCUGUUCUGUUCAGUGUAGUUGGGUUAGCGUUUCUUCCAAAGCUAAAUCGAAUGGACGCGGUCCUUCGGCAACUGCCAUCUUGGCUGUUUACUUUUCGACUCCUAUGGCGCAGUGCUGUUCCAGAGCCUGCCUUCAUCAGAUAGACUGAUCUGAUUGAUUCGAUUUGCGAUUCAAUGUGCUCUGUUAGUUGGGGCCAGAUUCCCGUGCAGUGCAAAUUUGAAUUUGCAAGGGACGGGGCAUUUGGAUUUCCAGGGUAAUAGUCAAUUGUAAUUAUGAGGAAAUUCAAAUAAAAAUCUGACAUAGUACUUUACAAUUCAGAAAUUGAAUCGCACUGACAUAAUCGUAUCAUCCCAUAUACCAUAAUUUGAUUUUAUUUUUGUUAUUUGAAAAGCUUGGUGUAUGUAUCUGUCCUGGCAGUGAUGGUCUUCCACAGAGAGGGGAACAUGCUGUUACUGUGCUGUCACUGAGUGCCAAAGUGGGCCUGUCUCCAUAUGCAUCACACAUACUGUCAACAUGAUCAGGGUGCAAUAGUUAAUUUUAGUGUGUUGAAGUGCUGAUAAGGUUGUUUUUCUUUGAGUAUUACCAUGUUUUUAUGUUACUGCCUCGAUUUCAAAAGGACCUGUGAUUUAACAGGAGGACCUGUUUUCUGAUCUGCUGGAGUGAGCAUGCAGUAUUGAUGCUGAGAUGAGCUCUCUGACUCACAGCGGGCUAAUCCAGCCUUUUUUCACUAAAUGUGUGAUUCUGCUGUUUGUGUGUUGUUACAUUUCUUUAAGUUGCCUCAUCUCACUUGGAUUGAAGAGUCAGAUUUUUGACUUGUUUAAAUACCUGAAGACGGCUGAUUGUUUUACCUUAUUCAGUCCUGUUACACCUUCGGAUAUUUCUCUUGUUAUUUGAGUGUGGGAGCAAUAUUGAAACACAGAGGUUUCAGAGUGGAAACAGCACCACUGAUUUAAGUUUUUCACUCUGUCAUAUUCAAGCCAUUUCAGAAGAGUUGAGCAUGUCCAUUUGCUGUCAGCUUUGAAGGCUAACGUGGACUUUGAUAAUUGCACACACUCAAGUGUAAAGUGAACCAAAUGAAUGUUUUUGUUUGUUUUUUACCAGCAAUGGUUAAUGCAUGCAUUGAAGUUGCAUUUUUCUUUAGUUAAAUUUUGAAAUAUUGCCUUUGAAGAAUGUUUGAAGCAGUGAUGCUGCAGCUGAGAUGGUUUGAUUACAGACUGAUGUUUGUAAUAAAUUUUCUGAUCUGA